Molecule: messenger RNA, 2320 nt
Organism: Cyprinodon tularosa
Lineage: Eukaryota; Metazoa; Chordata; Actinopteri; Cyprinodontiformes; Cyprinodontidae
Product: zinc finger protein PLAGL2-like
Exons: 2
Coding region: 577-1830 (417 amino acids)
Source: RefSeq, a predicted model, not a curated record
CUCUGGAGGCGCUGCUCAAACUUCGCCUAACAUUUUGACGUCAGCAGGAUGUUCGCUCCACUGCCGUGACGUCACCCUCCCAGAAUGCCUGGCUCCCAGCGCGGUGCCCCAGAGUCCAGGCCUGAAACUCCAACAAACUGCUUUCAAACUUCUGCUGCAAUGUCGCCGCGGAGCGCGAAGGGGGGAAGGACGCAGAGCCGGACGGACGAGUCGGUUUGUGAAGAGGAAGGCCAGUUUCUGUGACCCGGCAGCAUGUGCGUUCAGAUCCUCUGAGUCCUGACGUAGAGUCCUCAUCCCUGCAGCCCUUUGGGGUUGUUAUGGCAGCAGAGUUCAUGCUGUGGACCGAGGCUCUGCCCUUUAGCACGCGUCCCAUCAGCCGCCAGUCCUGCAGGAAAACAUCAAACUUUAAAAGCUGCGGCUCUUAACAAAACCUCUGCAUCUGGACUUGGACUAGCAACCAUAGCGCAGGAAGCUGAUGCUCCUUCCUCCUCAUGACUCUUGUUCCUAUCAGCUCAGGCUCUUGGCCCCGCCCCCGCGCAGCAGCGGCGCCGCCGCCCAUUUCGUCCUCAUUAGACCAUGUUCCACGAGGAUCACCUGAAAGGGCAGCUUUACGAGAACCUCCCGGCCAGUAGGCAGCUCUUCCAAUGCCAGGAGUGUGGAAAACAGUACAACACUCAGCUGGGUUACAGACGCCACCUGGUGGCUGCCCACAGCGCUGCAGCGGGCCCGCUCUGCAUGGAGUCCCCCGCCAUGUUGGAGACCCUGGGGGAGCACGGGGACCGGCCCCUGUCCACGGACGGCGGCAGCGGCGUGCCUCCGAGAGAGAGGAAGUACUCGUGUGAACGAUGUGACCGUCGAUUCUACACGCGGAAGGAUGUGCGGCGCCACGCGGUGGUGCACACCGGGCGCCGGGACUUCCUGUGCCCGUGCUGUGCGCAGCGUUUUGGGCGCAGAGACCACCUGACGCGGCACCUGAAGAAAAGCCACGCGCAGGAGUCUGGUCUGAUGCCGGCGUCUAACCCCGGCAACCACGGAGCGGCUCAGACCCCGGUCAAAGAGGAGCCCCCCUUAGAGGCGCCCGUCAGAAGCUCCGCCUCCAAGGAUCCCAGCGAGGGUUUUACCAGGGAUAUGAGCGCUUCCUACAGCUUGCCAAACCUGAUCCCUGCCAUGGGGCCUCCUCAUGGCCUGGUGCAGGGCUCCUUGUCCUCCAGCAUGGGGGUGGGUCAUCAUAUGACCACGCCCUCUUCCCACCCCCAUCGACAUGCCCUCCAGCCGCCGGCGGCAGCCCAGCAGCAGCCCUAUGGCGGCAUGUCCCAGUACCCGUACGGCUCUACCUCAUAUCCUCGCUCUGACAUGGAUGGUUUCCUGCUGGACUUCCAGAGCGUCCCUUCGUCUCAGCUGAGUGCGGCCGGGUCCUCCAUGGCCGCCUCACCCCAGAAGGAGAUUGUGGGGGACGGGGUGGACGGAGGCGGGGGCGAAGCCCAUCCCGUGCCUCGCAGCCCGGCCGUCUCCACCGGCGAGCCGCCGUGCAACACCAACAUGGACCUGGGCUCUCUGCUCAGCUUCCUGCCUUUCGGGCUGCCGCCCUACAACCCUCACAUGGGGUUAGUGAUGAGUUACCCCCCCGCGCCCUCCCCCACUUCGUCUCCCUCCUCUACCUCGGGGGUCCCCGGCCAGGCUCCGGGACCCUUCAGCUUCCUUCAGCCCCCCCAGGCUCAUGGGCCGCAGGGCUCCGGGGUUUUUAACCCCAACCAGCUACCUCAGUCAUACAGUCCUGCUGUGAGCAGCUCCAGCUCCCUACCUCACUACUACCAGGCCUUCCAGCAGUAGAUACCUUCAAGCAUUCUCCUCACGCACUUGUUGUACAUAAUCUGAGAAGAGUUGUAUAUUUUUGGAAACAAGCAACAGGUCACCUCAUUAGUAUUACCUCAUGACUGAAAAGUUUUGAAUGUUCCAGAGGAAUCCCACUUCCUUCACUUUUUCUAGAUUUUAUUUUUCCUUUCAACACGUCGCCGUUAGAGAAGCGUUUCCUCCCGUCGGUGGGGUCGGGCUUCGCUCGCUCAUGACCCUAACUGUGGGCGCAGUAUUUCAGCAGUAUAGAAGAAGAAAAUGACCAAAAUGAAGCUGUGAACAUAAGCAGGUUGCUGAUGGCCGUUUCUCGGCCGUGGCUAGCUGUGAGGCUCCACUGCAGGUCAGCUUCACUGCACCGUAGCUGCUCCUCCAGUUCACUUCUAGUUUGAUGCACUUAACUUACGUUUCAUUGGUUGAUGUGAUGCCAAACCGUGUGAGAAUGAAGCUGCUGUGGGUUAAAAAAAAAAGA